Aplosporella prunicola CBS 121167 is the source of this 864-nucleotide messenger RNA. RefSeq lists its product as uncharacterized. The record is from RefSeq and is a predicted model, not a curated record. Bases 1 to 864 code for a protein of 287 amino acids. The transcript has 5 exons. Lineage: Eukaryota; Fungi; Ascomycota; Dothideomycetes; Botryosphaeriales; Aplosporellaceae.
AUGCGCAAAGCUAGCGAAGUUAGGACCAGAAGGAGUCCUGUGGAUACCCAGACGUUACGCUAUCAGCGGGAAGUCUCUCAGGGUCCUCGUCUCGAUCCCCUGUCUACUCCCGGCCCGUAUGCCCGGGAAGACCUCGUGCGGUCCUUCGAAAAUUUCCUUGAAAACCCAAAUGGAGUUGACGUCGGACGUGGUGGAGCUAUCGUGCAUGCCACCGACAACAAUGCCCUGUCAUCGGUACUGAAUACAGCUUCUGGGAAUAUUGACGAUAGGCGCCGCAACUACCACCUUUAUGCAGCUCCAAGCCCAUCCACCGGGUCGCUCGGGCGAUACGGUGAUUCCCUAGAGCAGCUCGACCCUAUAACUCGCGAUUUUCUCCUUGCUAAACGCAUCCUGGAUCUACCCGAGGCCCACCCCAGCGUCAUGUUUGUUGCCUCCCAUUUUGCCGAUGACAUUGUUGCAACGUCACAAUGGGCGACUCGCACUGAGAUGGCUGCAUCUUUCUACGAGAAGGCACGUUUGGUAGCCGACUUCAAGUUGGAAAAGGAUCAAAUUACGCUUAUUCAGAGCUUCGUUCUAUUAGGGGAGCGUUGGGAAUCCCCGAUACUGGAUGAGCCGAAUCAACGUAGCUGUGAUAAUAAGGCUUCAUCGAAGCUUUCCAAAUCAAAGGCAUUGCUUUGGAAACGCAUCAUUUGGGUUGUUUUGGCAUGGGGUCGGUACACCGCUCUCGCUGUGGGCGCCCCUACCCUAAUAGAUAAUAGACGGACCGAUGCAGACUCCGCUUCGCUCGAAGAAUAUUAUUUCGACGAGAGUCCAGAAGAUCCUGCUGCGGAUCGCUAUACAUUGCGAUCCCUAGAAACAGCCUAG